AUGAUUAUGCUGUUAUUCUUUGCUUUGCUCUGGAUGGUGGACGGAGUCUUUUCCCAGCUUCAUUAUACUGUGCAGGAGGAACAGGAACAUGGCACUUUCGUGGGGAAUAUCGCUGAAGACCUGGGCUUGGACAUUACAAAACUUUCAGCUCGCAGGUUUCAGACGGUGGCCAACUCACGGACCCCUUACUUGGACCUCAAUCUGGAAACCGGGGUUCUGUACGUAAACGAAAAGAUAGAUCGCGAGCAGAUCUGCAAGCAGAGCCCCUCUUGUGUCCUGCACCUGGAGGUCUUUCUGGAGAACCCGCUGGAGCUGUUCCGAGUGGAGAUCGAAGUGCUGGACAUCAAUGACAACCCUCCCUCCUUCCCAGAGCCCGACCUGACAGUGGAGAUCUCAGAGAGCGCCACGCCAGGCACCCGCUUUCCCUUGGAGAGCGCCUUCGACCCAGACGUGGGGACCAACUCCUUGCGAGACUACGAGAUAACCCCAAAUAGCUAUUUCUCGCUAGACGUACAGACCCAGGGAGAUGGCAACCGAUUCGCCGAGCUGGUCCUGGAGAAGCCGCUGGACCGAGAACAGCAAGCGGUGCACCGCUACGUGCUGACCGCGGUGGACGGGGGAGGAGGGGGAGGAGGAGGGGAAGGAGGGGGAGGCGGUGGGGGAGCCGGCCUGCCCCCCCAGCAGCAGCGUACUGGCACGGCCUUGCUCACCAUCCGAGUGCUCGACUCCAACGACAAUGUGCCCGCCUUUGACCAACCCGUCUACACUGUUUCCCUACCAGAGAAUUCUCCCCCUGGCACGCUAGUGAUCCAGCUUAAUGCCACCGACCCUGAUGAAGGCCAGAACGGCGAGGUCGUGUACUCCUUCAGUAGUCACAUCUCGCCCAGGGCUCGGGAGCUCUUUGGACUGUCGCCGCGCACCGGCCGGCUGGAGGUGAGUGGCGAGCUAGACUAUGAAGAGAGCCCAGUGUACCAGGUGUAUGUCCAAGCUAAGGACUUGGGUCCCAAUGCUGUGCCUGCGCACUGCAAGGUUCUGGUGAAAGUGCUGGAUGCCAACGACAACGCGCCAGAGAUCAGCUUCAGCACAGUGAAAGAGGCGGUGAGCGAGGGUGCGGCCCCUGGCACGGUGGUGGCUCUGUUCAGCGUGACCGAUCGGGACUCAGAGGAGAAUGGGCAGGUGCAGUGCGAGCUGCUGGGAGACGUGCCGUUCCGCCUCAAGUCUUCCUUCAAGAAUUAUUACACUAUCGUGACUGAAGCCCCCUUGGACCGAGAGGCUGGGGACUCUUACACCCUGACCGUGGUGGCCCGCGACCGGGGCGAGCCUGCACUCUCCACCAGUAAGUCGAUCCAGGUCCAAGUGUCAGAUGUGAAUGACAAUGCGCCGCGCUUCAGCCAGCCGGUCUACGACGUGUAUGUGACAGAAAACAAUGUGCCGGGUGCCUACAUUUACGCGGUGAGCGCCACGGACCGAGACGAAGGGGCCAAUGCAAAAUUAACCUACUCUAUCUUAGAGUGCCAGAUCCAGGGAAUGAGUGUCUUCACCUACGUGUCCAUCAACUCAGACAACGGCUACUUGUAUGCCCUGAGAUCCUUCGACUAUGAGCAGAUCAAGGACUUCAGCUUUCAAGUGGAAGCCCGGGACGCCGGCAGUCCCCAGGCGCUGGCCGGCAACGCCACGGUCAACAUCUUGAUAGUGGAUCAGAAUGACAACGCCCCCGCCAUCGUGGCGCCCCUUCCGGGGCGCAAUGGGACUCCAGCCCGAGAGGUGCUGCCGCGCUCUGCUGAACCCGGCUACCUGCUCACUCGUGUGGCCGCAGUGGACGCGGACGACGGCGAGAAUGCCAGGCUCACCUACAGCAUAGUGCGGGGCAACGAAAUGAACCUAUUCCGACUGGACUGGCGCACCGGAGAGCUCCGCACCGCGCGCCGGGUUCCAGCCAAGCGCGACCCCCAGCGGCCUUAUGAGCUGGUGAUCGAGGUGCGCGACCACGGGCAGCCGCCCCUGUCCUCUACAGCCACCCUAGUGGUUCAGCUGGUGGAUGGAGCCGUGGAGCCCCAGGGCGGGGGCGGGGGUGGUGGAGGAGGGUCCGGGGAACACUUGCGCCCCAGCCGCUCUGGCGGCGGGGAAACUUCACUGGACCUCACUCUCAUCCUCAUCAUCGCACUGGGCUCGGUAUCCUUCAUCUUCCUGCUGGCCAUGAUCGUGUUGGCCGUGCGCUGUCAAAAAGAGAAAAAACUCAACAUCUACACGUGUCUCGCGAGUGAUUGCUGCCUCUGCUGCUGCUGCUGCGGCAAUGGGGGCUCCACCUGCUGCGGCCGCCAAGCCCGGGCACGCAAGAAGAAACUCAGCAAGUCAGACAUCAUGUUGGUGCAGAGCGCCAAUGUCCCCAGCAACCCGGCCCAGGUGCCGGUAGAGGAGUCCGGAGGCUUCGGUUCCCAUCACCACAAUCAGAACUAUUGCUAUCAGGUCUGCCUCACCCCGGAGUCCGCCAAGACCGACCUGAUGUUCCUGAAGCCCUGCAGCCCUUCCCGGAGUACAGAUGCUGAACACAAUCCCUGUGGAGCCAUCGUCACCGGGUACAGCGACCAGCAACCAGACAUCAUUUCCAACGGAAGCAUUUUGUCCAACGAGAAUAAACACCAGCGAGCAGAGCUCAGCUAUCUAGUUGACAGACCUCGCCGAGUUAACAGUUCUGCAUUCCAGGAAGCUGACAUAGUAAGCUCUAAGGACAGUGGUCAUGGAGACAGUGAACAGGGGGACAGUGACCAUGAUGUCACCAACCGUGGCCAGUCAGCUGGUAUGGAUCUCUUCUCCAACUGCACCGAGGAAUGUAAAGCGCUCGGCCACUCUGACCGAUGCUGGAUGCCUUCUUUUGUCCCUUCGGAUGGACGCCAGGCUGCAGAUUACCGCAGCAACCUGCAUGUCCCCGGCAUGGACUCUGUUCCAGACACCGAGGUCUUUGAACCUCCGGAAGUCCAGCCUGGGGCAGAGCGUUCCUUCUCCACUUUCGGCAAAGAGAAAGCCCUGCAUGGCACCCUGGAGAGGAAGGAGCUGGACGGAUUGCUGUCUAAUACACGAGCGCCUUACAAACCACCAUAUUUGAAAAUGCUGUGGAUGCAGCUGCGUGGAGAGGCUCAUUUGACGAAAGAUGGAGGCAAGCAAACAACCACAUGA
Molecule: messenger RNA, 3174 nt
Organism: Apodemus sylvaticus (European woodmouse)
Lineage: Eukaryota; Metazoa; Chordata; Mammalia; Rodentia; Muridae
Gene: Pcdh10
Product: protocadherin 10
Exons: 5
Coding region: 1-3174 (1057 amino acids)
Biological process (GO): homophilic cell-cell adhesion
Cellular component (GO): plasma membrane
Molecular function (GO): calcium ion binding
Source: RefSeq, a predicted model, not a curated record